Phaeodactylum tricornutum CCAP 1055/1 is the source of this 1244-nucleotide messenger RNA. RefSeq lists its product with no specific name. Gene Ontology annotation, molecular function: GTP binding; rRNA binding; ribosomal small subunit binding. The record is from RefSeq and is a predicted model, not a curated record. Gene Ontology annotation, biological process: ribosomal small subunit assembly. NCBI's taxonomy places the organism in Eukaryota, Bacillariophyta, Bacillariophyceae, Surirellales, Neidiaceae. The transcript is spliced from 2 exons. Bases 275 to 1195 code for a protein of 306 amino acids.
CUUUUCUCGGCGGUACUGUAUUCGGCGUCUAGUGCCAUUAUUCAUUACCCUACAUGUCUUCCCUAUAUGCAGUCUCGAUGCCUUUCUGGUCCCGGACGUAAGACUCAGAAGGACUCAGGGUCUGAAUCAACGCCAAUCUUAUAUACGCGCCGAGAAGGAAAAGAAAUUGACGGCGGACACGGAUCUAUUGAAAUCCCUCGAUGAUUCUUUUUCCUACGACGGCCGCCUGGAAGGAUCUUCCUUUGCAGACUUUCGCUGUGGCUUUGUCACGGUUAUGGGGGCGCCGAAUAUGGGCAAGUCAACGCUGCUGAACGCACUUCUGGAAGAGGACCUGUGCAUUGCGACGGCCCGUCCCCAAACGACUCGUCACGCUAUUUUGGGUCUCAUGUCUACCGAUAAAUGCCAGGUCUGUUUAGUUGACACGCCCGGGGUGAUUGAAGACCCCGCCUACGAGCUGCAGGAAGGUAUGAUGGAAGCCGUUACAGGUGCUGUGGCGACUUCUGACGUUCUUUUGGUCGUUACGGACGUCUUUUCUACACCUAUACCCGAUGACGAAUUGUUUCUCAAAGUUCAGAGAACACGAAAACCGGUACUAGUAGCGAUCAAUAAAAUCGACUUGGCAAAAAAAGUAAACAAAGCAGCGGAGGAGAAUCGAGACAAGACGGUGACGGUCGAAGAAGCCGUAGCGUUCUGGCGAGCCCAGUUGCCGAAUGCCCUCUGCAUUCUUCCGCUAUCGGCUUCGCAAGGAAUCAACAAUGUUGGUGUGGUGGCGAUGAGAAGGAUUCUCACGGAACUCUUACCGAUUAGUCCCCCGCUGUACGAUCCGGAAACACUAACGGAUCGGCCGGAACGCUUCAUUGCGUCGGAAAUUGUUCGGUCCGCUCUCUUCCAGGUACUGAAGAAAGAGUUGCCGUACUGCUGCGAGGUGAGAAUUCGAGAGUUCAAGGAACCAAAAGAGGAGGGUGAAGUAAUACGGAUUGCGGCGGACGUUCUAGUAGAACGCGACUCUCAAAAGGUAAUUGUUAUUGGUAAGAAUGGCGCUCAGGUGAAAGAGAUUGGCGUGAUCGCGCGGGAGAAGCUGGAAGCCUUUUUUCGGCACCAAAUUUUUUUGAACUUGUCGGUGAAAGUCGACAAAGACUGGCGAAAGAAUACUCGCAAGCUUACUGAGUAUGGAUACAUGAAACCCAAAAGGUAAAAUUGGGGGAUAAUGCCAAAGACUCAACUAGCAACAAUUUUCUGUUCCG